UUCACCACCAGCAAAUCUAACAGUAUUAACCCGCCAACAACAAUUGCAACAACAGCAAAAUGCUGCCGCAUUUUAUGCUUCCAAUGCUGCUGUUGAUACCAGCGAUUUAAUGAUACGCUUGCGUGAAUCGAUAAAACAAAAGGAAGAAUUUCUCAAAUCACCGCUACCUAAUGUCCAUCAACAACAACAACAGCAGCAACAACAACAACAUUUCUUUCCUCAUACACCACCCUCAGGCAGUCCACAAUUGUCGAUGGUCUCAACAUCAUCGACAUCUGUGGGGGGAUCCGGUUCAUCAUCAUCGGCCGUUGUUGGCGGUUUAAGUUUUCACAAUAACAACAACAGCAGCAAUAGUGGCAGCAAUGCAACGGCACGAGGACAAGUGCGUACCUUAGUUAAACAACCACUGUCGGCCACUUCAUCGACGUCCAGUACGAGAGAAUUACUAACAGCAAACUGUGAUAUGCAUUACGCACCGAAUUUAGGUGGCUCCAGUACAACUGGAGGUAGUGGUGCUGGUGGAAUCUAUGGUUCAACAACGGCUCGUAGUCAACAACAGCGACUUGCCGCGACCACCGCCGCCAACAGUAGCAGCUCUGGCAUUAGCUCCAGCAGUACCACAAACGGCAGCAGUUCAAUGUUGCGUGAUAAAUACCAUAAGGAUUAUGAAUUCAUGGAAACAUUGCAGGAAACUGGUGUCACUAACAAAGUAUUUGAAAGCAAAUUGGUUUCACAUUUAGCCCGAGGUUUUGAUCCUUUCAAGCCUUUGUCUAUCAACACAAAUGCCAUUGAAUCUACAACAGCAGCAACAAUGGCAUCAUCUACAGCUCCAGGCAAUAAUAGCAACAGCAGCAGCAACAACACGGGCAGCAACAUUAUGAAAAAGCCAAGUGUUUUAUAUGAUUCACUGCAUCAUCAUCCAUUGCAUCAAAUGCAGCAGGUGCAGCAACAACAGCAACACAUGCACAGCCAAUUACACCAACAGCAUGUGUAUCAGCAUCAUCAUCAACAACAAUCAGCAACGGCGCCAAAGAUGACAGUUCCAAGUGCUGCAACGGCAACAACAUCCGCAGCAACAACAACAACUAAUCUAUCCUCAACACCAGUAACAAUCGCAUCAGCGGGAACAUCCGCAACAUCCUCAUCGUCCUCAUCAUCUGUGGUCGAUGGCCAUCGUUUUAGUCGCAUGGAAAUCUAUAAGGCCAGUGUGGCCAAUGCAACAAUCGAUCAUCAAACUAAUAACAAGAAUGGAAGUAAAUUAACGGCGACAGAUUCAAAUGAAAUAAAAUCAACAUUGGCCGAUAUUGCAGAAGGUGAUGUUAAUACCGGUACAACAGUAGUUGAAUCGAAUAUAAAAUCCGCAUCAGGAACUACACAAACAACAAACGUGAGAGCGGCCUCAGUACAACCCUCAUCCACAGCUUCAGGCGGUAGCAGCAGCAAUGUUAUAAGACGUUUCAGACCCAUGUCUUCAUUCGAUGAUUCGAAACCAAUGCGUCGCAUUUCAUAUUUACGUGCUACCAACGAUGAUUAUCAUGAUACAUCGGCCACAUCGCUGGCCAACACAUCAACCAGCAGCAUAGCGGAAACGCUCUCUACGAAAUCCACAAAAUCUCAACAGCAGCACAUUGAGGAACAUCCUGAUCCAAUAUAUGAUACAGUGGGUGGUGGUGGUGGUGCUGAUAGUACCAGUGAUUCAUUGGAUGCCUUGGAAGAUUUGAAAUUGGAUGCAUCUUGUAGUAGUCGUAGAACAUCGGUAAAUAGUGAUCUAAGACACAGCGUUCACAUUGAUAGCCUCAGUGGUAUUGAUCUAAACGGUAAAAUGGAAUCCAAAGAUAUUUCAACCGAUAUGGAAAUCUUUGAAACGGAAAUGGAAAUCAAAUCAUCAUCAAUACAAGGCAAACGACAAUCCGAAUAUCGUUCAUGGCGCCAAGUUAAAAUCGAAAUUAAAGGUGAUAUGUUAAGAAUAUAUCCCAGUCGUAAUACGAAAUCAGAUAGCAAUGUACUUGAACUCGACAUUAGAAACUUUGAAAUCUUUGACGAAUCAGAUAAAAAGAAAUAUGUAUUUCGCAUGCAAUCGAAACCCUCACCGAUAGCCACAUUAGGCAAUGAGUUAAAUAUUGAUGAUGUGCCCGACAAAUUAACAUCAUCGACCGGUAGUUCCUCCUCAACACAGCAACAACACACAACGGAAACGAACAAUCAACCGCAUACCGAUAUUCUAUUUAAAACGAAAAGUGGUGCUGAAAUGAAAAGGAUAUAUGGUUUAUUGCAAUGGAAGAAUAGUUUAAUAUUUAAUGACAAUGAUCCUCAAGGUAAACAGUUAGCGGAACCACAAAAAACUCCCGCUAGCAUGUCUACAACAACACACAACAGCAAUUACUGUGAUGACAAUGUACAACAGCAACAACAAUCAGGAAGCGGCAGCGGCCAACAACAUUUACAAGCCGAACAUUCACCCUUAAGUUCAACGUCACGUAGUGAAUUAGAAGCCACGGAUUCAAUAUCGCCUGUUAUGAAAACACGCAAAUCAUCUUCACACAAAAAUAUACCCGAUAAAGAUUUGGGUUCGCCAAAAGCCAAAAAUUGGAAAGAUCUAUUGUUUCGUCGUGGCGGUGGUAGUAGCAGUAGCGGCCACAGUGCCGAUUUAUCACCAUCAAAUUUGUCAUCGUCGUCGAAAACUGUCGGUUCAAUUGGUGUACCAUUGAAAACGUGUCCCAUG
Molecule: messenger RNA, 2722 nt
Organism: Musca vetustissima
Lineage: Eukaryota; Metazoa; Arthropoda; Insecta; Diptera; Muscidae
Exons: 8
Source: RefSeq, a predicted model, not a curated record